UUUUCUUCUUAGUUCUGUAGACGUAUGAUCAAGCUAUGGAUAUGUUUGGGCACCUGGGGGAAAACUCUGACUCGGACACUGAAGAUGAAAGGAAUUCCGUAUCAGGGAGCACAAGCCAUGAACCAAAUGUAGCUGUAGAGAAUCCGGAAAGAGUACGCUCGCCGAUCCCAGCUUCGACGUCCCCAAUAACAAGUAUUAAUGAGAGUGAUGAUAGCAUAAAGUCGACUUCGCGAAUACCAGAUCCCGUGGCAUCUGAAAGCAAUGAACGUGACAUUAGAGGAAUAACAACGGGUGUACAACAUUUGGGGUCAUCGCCGCCAAUAGCGCAAUCAAAUAAUCAAAGUGUGGGAAUUUCCGAAAGUACACGUUUCGACGACUCCUUUAAACUGACAACUGUGGAAGACGUGAGGGCGUUAGAAAAUCUGAUAACUCGGAAACCCAGGAAAGCUGAAGAGUUGGAAAGAUUCUUCACAACUGUAUUUAAGAAGUCUGUGGAAGAUAAAUUACGGCAAGAUUCACAUCCCACUGUGACCGACGCUGUACUACGAUCUCUUGUCCGAAUCUUUACAGACAACGCUACUACUUUUUACUCCUGGGCAAGCCGUGAUGCAAAACGAAAAAUACGGCGCAUGGAAAUCUUUAAUCUUUUAUACAAUGCAUUUUCUAGAGUAUGGACUUAUCCUCCGCGACAGACGUUUGUAAAGUUAGUUCGAGACUGGUUGCGCAGAGCUGCAGAACGACAGGCUGGUAGCGCUAGUGGAAACACAGUUGCGGAAAACUGA
This is a messenger RNA of Neodiprion virginianus, 782 nucleotides long. RefSeq lists its product as uncharacterized. Bases 36 to 782 code for a protein of 248 amino acids. The transcript is spliced from 5 exons. Lineage: Eukaryota; Metazoa; Arthropoda; Insecta; Hymenoptera; Diprionidae. The record is from RefSeq and is a predicted model, not a curated record.